AACCGUCGGUUAGGAAACAUGCUUUUGUAACGUAACCACCCAUAACAUCCAGCUCCGCCUAACGUAACAGCUUUUCCCUCGGCUUCAGCUUCCAAUGCAGCACCAGUCCACUGCCUGCUGACCGACAGAGCUUACGACAUGUUACUUUCAUCAUUACGGACCAGCAUCUUUUGCAGUUGCAGAAGUGCUGGAAAAAGCUUUCAACAGAGCGGCCAUCAUCGGGGUCCACAGCUACGACAAUGGCUCGUGAAGAGAGGGCAGAGCACCAUCACAGUAGAGGCGGGGGCCUCCUCCUCCUCGCCGGCCGCCGUCCCAAACGCAUCCACAAACCGCACACUAGGCCGCUGGUUACUGGGCUGCAGCGGGCUGGUGGUUGGGGCCGUUGUCCUGGGUGGUGUCACAAGGCUAACAGAAUCUGGGCUGUCGAUGGUGGACUGGCAUCUGGUGAGAGAGAUGAGGCCACCUCAGACAAAAGCAGAGUGGGAGGCCGAGUUUUCCAAGUACCAACAGUUCCCUGAAUUCAAAAUAAUGAACCAUGACAUGACUUUGCCAGAGUUUAAGUUCAUCUUCUACAUGGAGUGGGGUCAUCGUAUGUGGGGAAGGCUGGUUGGACUUGCGUACGUCCUCCCCACCGUUUAUUUCUGGAGGAAAGGAUACUUCACUCGCUCCAUGAAGGGAAAAGUUCUUGGGCUUUGCGGGUUUGUUUUCUUCCAGGGCCUUUUGGGGUGGUACAUGGUAAAAAGCGGUCUGGAGGAUAAGCCGGAGUCACAUGACAUCCCGCGGGUCAGCCAGUACCGUCUGAGUGCUCACCUUGGCUCCGCCCUGUUGCUUUACUGCGCCAGUCUCUGGACAGGACUCACGAUGCUGCUGCCUGCACACAAGCUUGCAGAAACCAAACACAUCACGCAGCUCCGGAGGUUUGCUAAGGGUACCGGCGGACUCGUCUUCCUCACUGCUCUUUCAGGUGCUUUUGUUGCUGGUUUGGAUGCUGGUCUGGUGUACAACUCCUUCCCUAAAAUGGGAGAGCGGUGGAUCCCGGACGAUCUGCUGGCUUUCUCCCCAGCCCUCAAGAAUGUCUUUGAAAAUCCCACGACUGUGCAGUUUGACCACAGAAUUCUGGCAAUUUCUACUAUGACUGCAAUUACAGGCCUGUAUCUGUUCUCGCGGAGGAUGCUGCUGCCCAGGAGGGCGAAGGUCGCCAUCAGCCUCCUCACGGCCAUGGCCUAUGGACAGGUUGCCCUCGGUAUCAGCACCUUGUUACUGUAUGUGCCCACUCCACUGGCAGCAGUUCACCAGUCUGGAUCCGUAGCUCUUCUCUCACUGGCCAUUUGGGUUCUGGCAGAGCUCCGCAAGAUGCCCAAGUAAAUGCCUACUGGUUUAUAGACGAAGCCAAUCCCUUCCAGCCACACCUCAAGCCUCUAAUAGCCAGCCGCCGCUUUGUGAUUAAGGUCCUCAGAAAACUGAAAAAAACAGGGCAUUAAAAAUGUAGAAAUGUUUUAACAUUUGACUGCAGAAUUACGUUGAAGCAUCUCUCCUGUAGUGCUGCAAUUUAGUCCUCAUGUGGUGACAUUGAAUUAUCUCAGGACUGUUAUUAAAGCAGUGCUGAUAAUUACAAGAAGCUGAAGCUGUCAGUGAAGGACUGUCUGAAGCAUGUUAUCAUCAGAAGACGACACGCUAAUGGGAUGUGUUUUGUUUAGCAAGAAAUCAAACACACACAGAAAAGAGGCGCAUUUAAAGUUUCAAUCCCGGUUUGAUAAAACUGCCACAGGAUUUGAGUGUAAAUGUACGGGUUAUAAAUUUGGUUUACAGCUA
This is a messenger RNA of Gasterosteus aculeatus aculeatus (three-spined stickleback), 1812 nucleotides long. RefSeq names its product cytochrome c oxidase assembly factor COX15 (gene cox15). Gene Ontology annotation, biological process: heme A biosynthetic process. Gene Ontology annotation, cellular component: mitochondrial inner membrane. The record is from RefSeq and is a predicted model, not a curated record. NCBI's taxonomy places the organism in Eukaryota, Metazoa, Chordata, Actinopteri, Perciformes, Gasterosteidae. Gene Ontology annotation, molecular function: oxidoreductase activity, acting on NAD(P)H, heme protein as acceptor.